Messenger RNA from Entamoeba invadens IP1, 2625 nucleotides. Its product is annotated as elongation factor, putative. Gene Ontology annotation, biological process: cytosolic ribosome assembly. Gene Ontology annotation, molecular function: GTPase activity; ribosome binding; GTP binding. The record is from RefSeq and is a predicted model, not a curated record. Lineage: Eukaryota; Evosea; Mastigamoebida; Endamoebidae. Gene Ontology annotation, cellular component: cytosol; ribonucleoprotein complex. The transcript has a single exon. Bases 1 to 2625 code for a protein of 874 amino acids.
AUGACUAUUCUCCCAAGCAAAGUGAUCAGCAAAUUACAACAAAACCAACAAAAUGUACGCAACAUAUGUGUCUUGGCACAUGUUGACCAUGGAAAGACAUCGAUUUGUGAUUCUUUAAUAGCGUCGAAUGGUAUCAUCAGUAAGAAGUUGACUGGUAAAGUACGAUACUUGGACUAUAGAGAGGACGAACAACAAAGACAAAUAACAAUGAAGUCGACAGCGAUAUCGUUGUACGCCCAAAACCCUGAACAGACAGAACACUACUUGAUCAAUUUAGUCGACUCCCCGGGCCAUGUCGAUUUUAGUGGAGAAGUUAGUAGUGCCGUUCGUGUAACUGAUGGAGCCAUUGUUGUAGUUGAUUGUGUUGAAGGUGUUUGUGUACAGACAAACACAGUGAUUCGACAAGCCGCAGCCGAUGGGUUACAUUUAGUGUUAGUCAUUAACAAAAUCGACCGACUUGUUUUCGAAAAGAGUUUUUCGAUUGAUGAAGCGACCAGUCACCUUGAAAUUUUAUUGGCGUCAAUUAACAAAAUCACUUCUCUUGUUACUGAUCAGAGUGGUUUAGUCUUUGGGGAGAAUUACUUUGACCCAAUUAAAGGGAAUGUAGUCUUUGCGAGUGCGAUAGAUGGAUGGGGGUUUGACCUUGAAAUGAUUUCGACCAUAUAUUCCAAACGGUUUGGGAUGAAAACAGACGCGUUGAAGUCGUUAAUGUGGGGGGAACAUUACAUUAACAUGAAAACUGGUAAGACGUAUAAAACACAAGUAGAGAACACUGUGAAGUGUUUCAGUUACUUAGCUUUAAGACCGGUGUGGGAAAUCUACACCGUCGUCAAACAAUAUUUUGACAAAGAAACACAUGACAAAGCUCUGGCCAAAAUUCAAGUGAUGGUGAAGUCUUUAAAUCUCAACAUCAGUGCCAGAGAAUUAGAAAUCCACGAAGAAAAGUCGUUUUUGUUUUCGAUGAUGAGUGGGUUCUUACCCGUAGCAAAAAGUAUUUUGUCGAUGGUGAUCACACACCUCCCGUCUCCUCUUGUUGCUCAGAAAACUCGAUUAUUGAAGUUGUGUCAUCCCAAUUCCAAUUACUUAAAGAAAGAGAUUGAGUUAUGUGCCAAAGACACGGCUCAAACUGUUCUAUAUUCCGGAAAGGUCUUUCCGUUUCAUAAUCAGAUGAUAGCGAUGUGUCGAGUGUUUUGUGGAGUUGUCAAGAAUGGUGACAAACUCUAUAUUUUGCCUCCAAAGUAUAUCCCGACCGACGACGAAAGUGUCAAUACCACAAUUAACACAUUUACAGUCGAGAAAUUGUAUUUGUUGAUGGGGCAAACAGUUCAAGAAAUGGAGGAAGUACCGGCCGGGUCUAUUGUAGGUAUUCCAGUGAAUGAAACUCAAGUCUUUAAAGCCGCUACGUUGUCGACGACAUUAAAAUGUUCACCUUUAAUGCCAUUAGUCUCCAGUGGGGCCAAACCGAUUCUUCCCGUUGCCAUUGAGCCAGUUAAAAUUGAAGAUAUGGAACGUUUGAAAAUGGGGUUGCACUUAUUAACAUUGUCCGAUCCAUCAGUUGAUACGACAGUGAAAGACACCGGAGAAAUUGUGUUGUACACAACAGGCGAAUUGCAUUUGGAACGAUGCGUGAAAGACUUGAAAGAGAUCUUUGCGAAGGUACCGUUUAACACGACGGAUCCUCUUGUAACGUACAAAGAAACUGUUCUUGGGAAGAGUCCGAGUGUUGAAAUUGGGACAUUAAGUGGCAAUGUGACUUUCAAGAUGACCAAUUUUGGCUUAAAAGACACGAACGUCGUUCUGGUCGAUGGAUUUUUAGACCAACUCCGUUCAAUGAGUGAUGAAGAAAAUGAGAACAAGAUUGUAAUAUGUGGAAAGAUCGCAAAGAUAAUCGAGGAAGAAAACAUCAAAGGGAAGAUCAUCGCCUUUGGGCCUGGGAAGAUCGGGAACAACAUCUUAGUCAAUAAGACUCCAAUUGACUUUGGCGAGUGGCCUAAUGUUGUUACUUGUGAAACUGAAAAGAGAGUAGCCACUGUGUAUGAUGGAAUGAUUUCGGCGUUUGAAGAAGUGACACGAAAAGGGCCGAUGUGUGAUGAAGAGAUGGAGGGUGUUGUCUUUGUCCUUGAAAGGCUUGUUUUCGCCGACAGCGAAACACCGAUCACGACAAAUGAAGUCAAAGAAGCGAUUACUACUGCUAUGAUUGAAUCAUUUGAAAAGGGGAAGAGAAGAAUGAAAGAACCCGUCUAUUACUGUGAAGUCCGAGCACCUUCGGAAGUCGUUGGGAAAGUCUUUCAAGUGCUUGACAAACGACGAGCAAAAAUCCUUGAAGACGAUUACGAUGAAACCCAAAAUUUAUAUGUUGUCAAGUCACAACUUCCUGUCGUCGAGUCCUUUGGCUUUACUACUGACAUCCUUGGACAAACUUCCGGCUCUGCAUUAUCGCAAACAAAAUUCGAUUGUUUUGUGACCAUGGCAAUGGAUCCAUAUUGGACCCCGAAAACUGCGGAUGAGUUAGAAGAAUUUGGCGAGAAAGCCGAUGUGAAGAACAUUGCAAAAAUGGCGAUGGAAAAUACACGGAAGAGAAAAGGGUUAGUUGUCGACAACAUCGAUGCUUUGAUUGAUUUAUAA